UGAAGUGGGUACUAAUCAUAGAUAUCUAUGGUGUAAUUCAUGUUUUUCACAGCUGUCAAGGUGGACUGUUACUAUUAGCUAGGUCAACUUGCCUGUACGUUCUUACUAAUCCAAAAGUGGCUUUCUAAAUGCAAUUCACUGCCUUAUAAUGUGUACAACCUGCCGUCUAAAUGACUGCGAACGAAUAUCCGUGAAAACGUGGUAGCAAAGCAGUAGGAAGCUAUCUUUGGGCCGGGUGAACAAUGGGACCUUCAAAGGUCUUGUGUGUGCUUCACCGUGCAAGCAUGUUUUCACCUGCGUGGACUGCAUGCCUCGGCCGCUCUGUGGGCUGUAAGGUGGCUUUGGAUCUGGGCCGGCCAGCAUCACUGGCCGCGCAGCAGCGACGGCGCUACUGCAUGCAGUCAGCCCUCAAUCCUCACAUGGGCGAGCUGACGGACAGGGAGAGCAGGGUCCUGGCGCGGCUAUACGAGGGACUCGUGACGGGGCAGAGGGCCUGUCUGGCGGAGUCCAUAACCCUGGUGGAGACCCAGCACCCUCGGAAGAGGGAGCUGGCGCAGGUUCUGCUCCAAAGAGUCCUCGCCCACCGGCGCCAACAGGAGCAACUUAACGGAGGGAACCCUUUGGCUUUUAGAAUAGGGCUGUCGGGUCCCCCAGGGGCAGGCAAGUCUUCCUUCAUUGAGGUGUUUGGGAAAAUGCUGACUGGAAGUGGCCACAAAGUUUCAGUUUUGGCCGUAGACCCCUCCUCCUGCACUACAGGCGGGUCUUUAAUGGGCGAUAAGACCCGCAUGACAGAGCUGUCUAGGGACAUGCAGGCCUUCAUCCGACCGUCCCCCACGUCCGGCACGCUGGGAGGGGUCACCAGGACCACCAAUGAGGCCAUAGUUCUGUGUGAAGGAGCCGGGUACGAUAUAGUUUUAGUGGAAACAGUAGGCGUGGGCCAAUCAGAGUUUGCAGUUGCAGACAUGGUGGAUAUGUUUGUUUUACUGAUUCCACCUGCAGGGGGCGAUGAACUGCAGGGGAUCAAGAGAGGGAUCAUUGAAAUGGCUGACAUGGUCGUGGUCACCAAAGCAGACGGAGAUUUGCUGGUUCCUGCACGCAGGAUACAAGCUGAGUAUACCAGCGCCCUGAAGCUGCUAAGGAAAAAGUCCAAAACAUGGAACCCAAAGGUGGCGCGGCUGUCGUCGCUGACGGGCGAGGGCGUGCCGGAGCUCUGGGCCCGCAUGCAGGAGUUCCGGGCGGCGGCGCUGCGCGGCGGGCAGCUGCAGGCCCGGAGGCGGAGCCAGCAGAAGGUGUGGAUGUGGAGCCUGAUCCAGGAGAACGUCCUGCGCCACUUCCGGGACCACCCCGCCGUCAGGGACGCCCUGCCGUCGCUGGAGGACCGCGUGACCCGCGGGGACAUCUCCCCCGGCCUGGCGGCCGACCUGCUGCUCCGGGCCUUCUCCUCGGCGCAGUGACGACGCCCGCCGUCCGCCACGGUGGCCUGAGGCCUCCAGCGCGCACAGCACCAGACUGUUUUAUCCUUUCAUAUGCAGGGGGACUGUUGGGAUUUCAAUUUUAUUAGAUUUUUUUAAUUAUCUGGUUUGAAUGAAAUAAAUCAGUGAAGUGAAACCAUA
Anguilla rostrata (American eel) is the source of this 1613-nucleotide messenger RNA. It is a transcript of the gene mmaa, whose product is annotated as metabolism of cobalamin associated A. The coding region runs from base 243 to 1454 and encodes 403 amino acids. Gene Ontology annotation, cellular component: cytoplasm. The record is from RefSeq and is a predicted model, not a curated record. The transcript has 7 exons. Gene Ontology annotation, molecular function: GTP binding; GTPase activity. NCBI's taxonomy places the organism in Eukaryota, Metazoa, Chordata, Actinopteri, Anguilliformes, Anguillidae.